Fragaria vesca subsp. vesca is the source of this 735-nucleotide messenger RNA. Its product is annotated as cysteine-rich repeat secretory protein 38-like. The record is from RefSeq and is a predicted model, not a curated record. The transcript has a single exon. NCBI's taxonomy places the organism in Eukaryota, Viridiplantae, Streptophyta, Magnoliopsida, Rosales, Rosaceae. Bases 1 to 735 code for a protein of 244 amino acids.
AUGUUGUGCUACAAAACAAUCCCUCUAGGUUUCCUAGUCUUCUGUUUUUUCAUCCAUUCAUCCUUUGGGGCUUCCUCACUCAACCAUUUCUGUUUCAGCCAUGAAAACUACACUGCCGAUAGCCCAUAUGAUGCGCACUUGACUCGGUUAUUCACCCUUCUACAGACCAAAGUUCCUCCUACCGGAUUUGGCCUUGCUUCGACCGGUCAAGGCCUAAAGAAAGCAAAUGGCCUAGCACUUUGCCGAGGCGAUGUCUCGAGUGAAGAUUGCACUACUUGUGUGGUUGAUGCAAGCAAAGAUAUUAGAGAGUUCUGCCCGAACAGCAAAGGAGCCAUAAUAUGGUACGACCACUGCCUCUUAAAGUAUUCAAAUGUGGACUUCUUUGGGAAAAUUGAUAACAAAAACAAGUUCUACAUGUGGAACGUUCAAGAAGUACAGAAUCCCACAUUAUUCAAUAAGAGCGUUAAGGACUUGUUGAGUGGAUUAGCUGUUGAGGCUUCUGAGGCUGCUGCUGCUCCGAAGUUUUAUGCAACCGGUGAGCUGCAACUUGAUACAUUCACAACACUAUAUGGUCUGGCUACAUGCACUAGGGACCUCUCGGCCGCAGAUUGUAAGAAGUGUCUUGAUGGUGCAGUAAGUGAAUUGCCAAACUGCUGCAGUGCAAAGCGAGGUGGGCGUGUUGUAGGUGGGAGUUGCAAUGUCGGAUUUGAACUUUACCCCAUUGUUGGGACAUAG